GCCCCCGCCCCAGAAGGCCUCGCAGGGAUCAGGCCCACGCGUCGCGAGCGGAGUCCAGUAGCUCGUCCCCGCCGCAGCAUGAGCGUCCCCGCCGCGCCCCCCAUCUUCGCCCCCGGCGAGAACUGCAGCCCCGCGUGGCAGAUGGCGCCCGCGGCCUACGACGCGGCGGACAUGCACCUGCAGAUCCUGGGCAAGCCGGUGAUGGAGCGCUGGGAGACCCCCUACAUGCACGCGCUGGCGGCCGCCGCCUCCUCCAAAGGGGGCCGGGUCCUGGAGGUGGGCUUCGGCAUGGCGAUCGCAGCUUCCAGGGUGCAAGAGGCCCCCAUCGACGAACACUGGAUCAUCGAGUGCAACGACGGCGUCUUCCAGCGCCUUCAGGACUGGGCCCAGCGGCAGCCACACGAGGUGGUUCCCUUGAAAGGCCUGUGGGAGGAGGUGGCCCCUACCCUGCCAGACGGCCACUUUGAUGGUAUCCUGUAUGACACCUACCCCCUGUCCGAGGAGACCUGGCAUACCCACCAGUUCGCCUUCAUCAAGGACCAUGCCUUUCGCCUGCUGAAGCCCGGGGGCAUUCUCACCUACUGCAACCUCACGUCGUGGGGGGAGCUGAUGAAGUCCAAGUACUCGGACAUCACCACCAUGUUCCAGGAGACGCAGGUGCCGGCCCUGCUGGAAGCGGGCUUCAGGCGGGAGAACAUCCACACGGAGGUGAUGGAGCUGGUCCCGCCGGCCGAGUGCCGCUAUUACGCCUUCCCUCGGAUGAUCACGCCCCUGGUCACCAAGCACUGAGCCCGCCUGGGCCUCCGGCUUGACCACGGGGGGGCCGCAGUCCCAUCCCCGUGCCCCGCUCGGUGCCUUCGCAGUCGGGAGUGCAGGCUCUGGGCUCUCGUGGCCCUGGGUUCAAGUCCCGGCCCACACCCGCAGUGGGACGCAGGGCCAGCUUCCCUGACCUUCCCUGCGGGGGGAUACCGCUACCUUCCUCUCAGGGGCACCGAGGGUGAAAUAAACACGAACACUGGGCUUGCCCGGCACAGUGCGCCGCA
Molecule: messenger RNA, 1043 nt
Organism: Leopardus geoffroyi (Geoffroy's cat)
Lineage: Eukaryota; Metazoa; Chordata; Mammalia; Carnivora; Felidae
Gene: GAMT
Product: guanidinoacetate N-methyltransferase
Exons: 6
Coding region: 79-789 (236 amino acids)
Biological process (GO): creatine biosynthetic process
Cellular component (GO): cytoplasm; nucleus
Molecular function (GO): guanidinoacetate N-methyltransferase activity
Source: RefSeq, a predicted model, not a curated record